Asterias rubens (European starfish) is the source of this 2295-nucleotide messenger RNA. RefSeq names its product G protein-activated inward rectifier potassium channel 4-like. The record is from RefSeq and is a predicted model, not a curated record. Gene Ontology annotation, molecular function: inward rectifier potassium channel activity. Gene Ontology annotation, biological process: regulation of monoatomic ion transmembrane transport; potassium ion import across plasma membrane. The transcript is spliced from 2 exons. Gene Ontology annotation, cellular component: plasma membrane. NCBI's taxonomy places the organism in Eukaryota, Metazoa, Echinodermata, Asteroidea, Forcipulatida, Asteriidae. Bases 1018 to 2295 code for a protein of 425 amino acids.
UUAUGCAAACAAUUAUUUUGAGUAAUUAACAAUAAUGUCCAGUGCCUAUAAGGUGUUUUCCAGGGUCCAUAUUUUGUGUACUUAUAACGACCUUGUCUAUGAUAUAAUUGAUAUCCCUUCCCUUUAAGAAUGCGACCCCUUUGCAAACUGAGCUACCUUGAAGACGGGUUUAAAGACCCGGCCUCGUAAGCAGAUUAUCCACCAAUGAGAUUCCAGCAGUCAUCUCCUCCACACAAAGUCAUUUAAAUACAUCACAUAAGGAGAGCUAUGAGAAGACAGCAUACUGUUUGAAAACAGCCCCAGUGCCAUCGGGAAAAUUAACGGUCCCCAUUCCACAAUCAAUAGCUCCCUUUCAAUGUGGGGAUAUUUGUUCCCGAGCCCUCACCAUUGUCGGCGCAGAGGCUUGCGAAACAAAAUGCUCAUCAAUAAUUAAUUGCAAGUUAAACAACACCGACUACAAAUGAUAGGGGUGGUGUUGUGACAAAUGGAUGAACACUUGGAGGGGAAAUUUCAUUUGAAAUAUUACUUUUAAACACUUUUAUGGUGUAAUAACCUUAGUUCUUAGUUUUCAUGAGAGCUUUUUGCUGUGCAAGGUCUCCAUAUGUGCUGAGCCAUGCUGUAUUGUCCAUGGAAGGAGUGGGGAUAAAGAUGUUAUUGCCUAAUCCAUCUGGAAGCAGCUUAUACCCAUCCCCCCUUUGUCUGUGAAUGGUGUCUGCCAACAGGACUUUACCGUUACUACUCCAGUUUGCAAAUUAACAUAGUUUGCUCUCCUGCUACUGUUGUUGCCUUCAACUCUUACUCCCAAUAUUUUGACUGAUUCUUGGCUUUUUUGGAAGGAAUUUACUCUCUGAAAGACAUAUAGAUGUGGUAAGAUGUUUCCUUGACCGAUAUGUCCUCUGUAUAGAGACAUACUCAUUUGGAUUUUAUAACCUGUGGAAAUUACCAUCAAGAUAUUUAAAAAGCACACCGGGAAACUGUUGACUUCUUUGCUGUGGAGAGAGCACAGAAGGAGUUAAAAUGGCCACCACUGAAUCUCUUAACACGAGCUAUGCAAGCACUUGCAACUGUAACCACACUACGGACACAAGGGUACUUGUCGGUAACCAUCGCUCUCCCAUACCAAACCAUGUCACCCCUAACAACAUCAGCAUCGCCAACAUCAGCACAAGUACCGGGUCCUCGCAGAUGAUAAAACGACGGACGCGACUCAUCCAGAAAGAUGGCAGUUGCAACAUCGAGUAUACAAACAUGUCCAAGAGUCGUUGGUGGAAGGUCAUCAAGGACAUCUUCACGAGUUCGGUGGACAUGCCCUGGCGAUACAACAUCCUCAUGGUGUGCUUUGGUUUCCUUGCCAGCUGGAUCUUAUUUGCUUUUGUAUAUUACGGAAUAGCACAAGCGCGUGGAGACUUUGACCAUGUGAAUGAUGCAAAUUGGGAGCCCUGUUUCAGAAACUUUAUCAAUUUUAAAUCAGCACUCUUGUACAGUAUUGAAGCACAGACGACCAUUGGGUUUGGCUUUCGGAGUCCAACCGAACACUGUGGGGAGGUUAUCUUCUUUCUUAUCAUACAUACUCUCUGGGCAAACUUUAUUGAGGCCUUCAUUCUUGGGAGCUUCAUCGCAAAAGUCUCAAGACCCAAGGCUAGAGGUAAGACGCUCCAAUUCAGCCACUAUGCCUGCAUGACAAAAAUCGAUGAUAACAUUUGUUUUACUUUCCGUAUCGGAGACCUCAGACAAAAAUCCCAUAUCGUGGAGGGCCACGUUAGACUGCAGAUGGUGCGUCAUCACAUGACAAAAGAAGGCGUUUUAUUCCCUUACAAGUUCUUAGAUUUAAAUAUCGGUCACGACAUUGGCGUUGAUCGUAUGCUCCUUGUAUGGCCCUUACAAGUUAUCCACGUCGUCGAUGACAAAAGUCCUCUUUACAGCAUCUCAAGAGACCAUCUUCGCCACAUGGAUUUUGAAAUCAUCGCCAUCUUGGAAGGCAUCGUCGAGGCAACGGGCACAACAACCCAGGCCAGAACUUCUUAUCUCCCAGAUGAGAUCAUGUGGGGAUUCCACUUUGACAAUAUGGUUGAUGUGAGAGACGAUUGCUAUUUUGUAGAUAUGAAGAGAUUCCACUGCAUGAGGGAGAUGGAUGACUUCUCAAGAUGCAGCGCCAAGGAGGUAGAUGAGAUGAAAGAGGAUGAGAGAGUGGAGGAGAGGAAUACUGUAUGGACAGCGAGGAGAAACAGCGGGCUUAUCAGGAGGUCUUCUCCCAUCCUGAGAGAACCAACGGAUAAUGUGGAGUCUCGCAUAUAA